Messenger RNA from Clupea harengus (Atlantic herring), 5451 nucleotides. RefSeq names its product basal cell adhesion molecule (Lutheran blood group) (gene bcam). The record is from RefSeq and is a predicted model, not a curated record. Lineage: Eukaryota; Metazoa; Chordata; Actinopteri; Clupeiformes; Clupeidae. Gene Ontology annotation, molecular function: laminin receptor activity. Gene Ontology annotation, cellular component: plasma membrane.
CAAGCAACGAGAGGGAGAGAGCGAGGGUAGUAGGGGGCGGGGGUCACCUUUUGUGCAAAUAUAUCAACCAAGACACUGCCACCCGCAUCAGAUUUCUCGCUGAGAGACUGAGAGAGAGAGAGAGAGAGAGAGAGAGAGAGAGAGAGACAGGGUGAAUGUUCCAGUGAGUGAGGCAGAAAGCAGAGAGAGAAGGUGAGGAAGACUCUACCGGGCUUUGUGCAACUGAAACGGCGGGUUUUCACCAGAACUGAAGAAAGACCUGUAAACAACAUUGCAGAAAAAGCGAAAGAAAUCUACAAAGUUAGAAGAACUAUGGACGGGACGCUUAUAUCGGGACGCACUUCGCUGCUGUGCACCUUGCUGCUUUUGGGAACGCAAGUUUGCUGGGCGUCUGUGACAGUGACCGUCAGCCCUAAGGUGGAAGUGAUCCUGGGGCAGCCAAUCAAACUUCCCUGCACCUAUGACACCUCGGAGCCAACCAAGAUGAUUGUGGUGGAGUGGCUCAUUGAGGGUCAGGGUGUGAGGACUCGUAUCUCCUUCCGCUCCAGCCAGGAGUCGAAGGUGGACGAGGGAACGCCGUACUCGGACCGCAUCACCAUGGGCGAGGACGACUCCCUGAGCAUCAAGGCGGUCGCCGUGGGCGACGAGCGUGCCUUCGUCUGUCAGGUCAACGGCGGGGUGGUGGGCGCCGCCGAGGCCCGCACUGAGCUCAAAGUCUUCUCUGCUCCAGAGGAACCAGUAGCUGCGGGUACUCUCCAACUCCUCUCAGUGACAACCCCAACCCCUGAGGAGAUCGGUACCUGCACAGCUAAGAAUGGUCACCCACAGCCCCGUAUCAUCUGGUACAAGGACGCCAGCCCCUUGCCUGAGGUCAAGGACAUCAACGAAGACAUGUACAUGGUUCCCUCCGUGGUGAAGGAGUCGUCGGGUCUCUACACCAUCAACAACCGGCUCUACAUCAAGGUCCAGAAGGCCGACAAGGACUCGAAGUUCCACUGCGUGGUUGAGUACAUGAUGCCCAGCAGUGCCGCACAGCAGAAGAGCUCCCAACCCUUCUCCCUGAACCUGCACUACGCCAUGGAGGUCAUGACCUUCACCACAGUCAACGUGGGUCCAAUCAAAGAGGGGGACGACGUCAGCAUGAAGUGUGAGACCGAUGGAAACCCCCAGCCUGAAUUUGAUUUCCUCAAGGCCGGCAACGCCAUCCCUGACGCAAAAGGCCCACUUGUGACCCUGAAGAAAGUGACCCGUGACAGUGCGGACAAUUACACGUGCUCGUUUUUAGACUGCGACUUCAGCGAUUGUGACGAGAUCACCAGGACCCUGAAGUUGUCUGUGCACUACCUGGACCCCGUGGUGAUCGCCCCAGCCGGACCCCAGACGGCCAAGAAGGGAGACACCGUGGAGCUGCAGUGCAAGACCAAAGCCUCCACCGACUACACCCUGGUCUGGAAGAAGGACUCCAAGGAGCUGUCUCAGACCGGAGUGCUGUCGCUGCAGUCGGUGUCGCUGGAGGACGCGGGCGUGUACUCGUGCGUGGGCGCUGUGCCCUCUGUGCCCGGCCUGAUGGAGGAGGCCACUGUGACCCUCGUCGUCUCAGGACCCCCUGAGAUUGAUGUGCCCACUAACGGAGAGGUUGAGAAGGAGGGCGACAUGGUGACUCUCACCUGCUCUGCUCAGGGACAUCCCUCUCCACAGUUCACCUGGACACCAUCUGGAAAAGAGUCUGUGGACAUGAAGGGCACUACGAUGGUGAGCACUGUGACCCUGAAGGCCACGGCCGCCGUCAUGAAGGAAGGGGUCGUCUGCAAAGUAAGCAACGAACACGGAGAAGACACCAAAACCUUCCAGGUUGCCCUCAAGACAACAGCUGGUCCCAAUGAAGCUGACGCAGGCGACAGAGGAAACCCUGUGUUUGCUACAGCGGACAAGCAUCAGGGUGGCUCCAGCGGAGUGGUGAUCGCCGUGGUGAUUUGUGUGCUGCUGCUCCUCAUCGUGGUGGCACUGCUCUACUUCCUGCAGAAGAAGGGCAAGCUGCCCUGCGGCAAGAAGGACAAAAAAGAAGUAGCGGGAGGAGAGGUGAAUAAUGACAUCGUAGUGGAGAUGAAGUCUGGAGAGAAGGGCAAUGAAGAGUCGGAGCUCCUGAACAAGUGAUAAAAAGAGAAAAAGGCCAACAAGAAGAUCAAGAGAGGAGGACAGCGGAGGAGGAGGGGGAGGAGGAGGAGGAAGAGGAGGAGGAGGGUGAUGGGUGCUGUGCUGAUUCGACUUUUAUUUCUGAAAGAGGGAAAAUCGGAAAGAGGACUUUGGGGAGAACAAGAUGGGUUCACAUGAACAAUUGCAUUGGUUUUGUUGGGGAAAGAGGCUAGGGUACGGGGGUGAGGGAGGAGGGGGGGGAGUUGAGGGCGGGGGGGGGACUGGUUGCUUCAUUUUUGGCAUUAUUUACUCAUGGGGACCCAGAUCUCAGUGGAACACACCAUGUAAUCAAAACAAAGGAUUCUUCCCACCAAUUACAAACAUGCAGAAGAGUGCUCUAGAGCAGCGCAAGGCUCGUGCGACUCCUGACAGUGAUAACUGAUCUUUUGCUUACUCCAAACUGAGACGUACAUGUGCCACUUGAUUCACUGUCAGGUCAGAAGUCAAAAGCCAAAUCUGCACUCUGCAUGUUUUUAAAUGCUGUUGAGUUCAGUGCAAUGUUGCAUAAAGCUAUUCUGCAUCGUUUUCUGCACUUAUUCCUCUGACGGCUACCCCGAAGAGGGCAAAACGUAAUUCACUAAAUGUUACUUCAUUCUUACUGGUGGCUCACAUGAUUGGCUCAGAGGGCAACCUGCGGAAGCCGUGUGUCUUCUCUCUCCUUUCUGUAAAAUAACACGAAUCACAAACGUAGUCAUGGUUACCGGUGCAAUAGAAUGCAUGCCGUUAUCAUCCCGGCAGGCAGCCAUCUUAGAAACAACCAUCCCCAGUCAUGUUCCACUCUGCAUGGCCGAAUUAUUGCCCACCGAUUUAACACUCAAUCAGACUCAAUCAACAUUGUGAAGGCUGUGGAGAGGCCCUAACUGUUUUUUCCCCCUCAAGCUAAAACCAAAAGGCUUCAUUUUUUCGGGUGGUGCGGGAGUAUUGGUGGGAGGGAGGGGGCAGGGGGGAUAAUGGAAAUCUCAGUAGAACAAUUUGCAUAAUAUUAUUGGUUGGUUUUUAACAUCACACACAAGGCAAAAGAUGGAGAAAAGAGGAGAGGGGAGGAGAGGAGAGGAGAAAAAAGGUGAAGUUAAAACUGCCACCUCAGUCACAACUUCUCUAACUCAGUUAGCUCAUUCCCUCACUUUAUCUUCAGGUUAGCAGGAGCAGGGGCAGGAGCAGGGGCAGGGGCAGGGGCAGGGGCAGGGGCAGGGGCAGGGGCAGGGGCAGGGGCAGGGGCAGUCCAGGCUUGUUCAAAGACUCUGCUCCCUGCCUGGAUGCCUAAUUACAAACCUCAGACUACACGCUUUUGUAAAGCAGCUACGGUCUUAGAGAACCGACAACAGCCUUGCUGCCUUUGUCUCCUUGCGACUUUAUGUGAUAAACCUUGUCAAUACAAAACACGUUAUGUAUGAGCCCUUGUUCAAUUAAUUUCUGGCACUCGCCCUGAAAAAAAUAUAUUUUUCUUUUUCCUUUGAACAUACCCAACGGGGUUCCAAGUUGACUACUACUGGCAUAUCUUUAAUUGACUGUAACAAACCAUUCACAACAUUUCUUUAAAAAAAAAAAAAAACACCAGUAUAGCUGCCAUUUUUGCUCACACACAAACACAUUUUUAGAAAGCUUUGAAAAUUAUCUAAAUUUAGCAGGUUGUACCAGGAGUUCUGCUAGGCUGUCUCUGCUAUAAAAACACAGCGCCUGUGUGGUCAUGAUUUUAUACUUAUUUUAAACCAAAAAAAAACAUUGAGGUAAACACUGAGUUUGUUAUGUUAUUUCUAUUAGGGUUGUAUAUUAUGUGGCAGGUUUCUAUGUUUCUAUGUAUGUUCUGUAAGAUUGAUUUCAUUUUGUAUCUGACUUGACUAAGCACACCGUGGGGAAAGUGACAUGACCCUCCUCUUGUUCUUUCUAGUGUUUCACAUGUUUUCGGUUGCUGUUACUAUGACGUCCAUCCCUGUGUCUGGUUGUCCAUCCAGUAUGUGACAGAGUUAGUGUGAGAUGGUGAGAGGUGCCUAAUUAUCUUCAUAAAACACAUACACAAAUUGGCCUAAAUACCAAUUCCGCAUAAGCAUGUGUGUUCUAACCACAAAAUACAUUCCCCCGGCUAUGCAUACACACACACACACACACACACACACACACACACACACACACACACACACACACACACACACACACACACAAGCUCUCUGUACUUGCCAGCUCGCAACCCAGUCAGCUGCAGCUGCAGAAUCGCCCUCCUUCUUCAUGUCAGUCAGAUGCAGGGGCACAAAGGCACACACACACACACACACACACACACACACACACACACACACACACACACUUCAUGUCAGUCAGAUGCAGGGGCACAAAGGCAUGCCAGUAAGCAGCGUGGAGCUAAUAGGCGUCACAUGCACUGUGCCUCAGCCACAUUUGAUCAGGGACGGGAACCAAUUUGAUUAUUGAUCAGGGACGGGAACCAAUCAGAUCACUGAUCAGGGACGGGAACCAAUUUGAUCACUGAUCAGGGACAGGAACCAAGGUGUGUGUGUGUGGGGGGGGAGGGGGGUUGGAUAUGGGACAUUCAUUCACUCUCUCUGUUGAUCUUUUGAUUUGUUUUGUUUUUGUUUUGUUUUCCAUUUAAAAAAAGCAUUGUUACUCGCUUCAAGAAGGUGUUCAGAAUGUGUUUGGUGUGUUGUGUAUCUCAUACCUUGUGAUGGCUGGAUGAGCAGCUCAGACCUCUGUGAUUGUCUGGUUUAGCCACUCUAGCUUCUUCUCUCUCUUCACACACUGGACAUGAUGUUUAUAGCAGGAGGCCGUGACCUUCACUACCACGUGGGUAUACAAAACAACAUCUACUGAUUAGAUUCAACACAGCCAUAACUGAAUGAUUGUUAAAUGACACAGUACAUGUGAUGGAAGACAGACACCAACCUAUUGUACAAACCUUGAAUGUGGGUCUCUUGUGGUUUUUCUUUGAACAAUUUUCAUAAUAUUGUGAUCUUUUGCUAGCCUUUUUUCACUGAAUGCUUCAAACAAGGGGACUGUUGUAUGUACUACUGAGUUGUUACGUUUAUUUUUGCAUCUUUUCAUAAAUUUGUGAGAGAAAAGAGAUAUUUUUAAUUGGAUAUUUUGUCUUGUUUUAUCGAGUAUUGUGAGUUCAUAUUUUCCCUUCUGAUAUACUGUAUAUUUUGUGGUACGCAGUGUGUGCUUUUGUAGCUUGUCAUUGUGUCUAUUUUUUUUGGAACGGUGUAGAAUUUAUACAGAGAGAAAAAAAAACAAUGAAAAAAACUACCAAAC